This is a messenger RNA of Nerophis lumbriciformis (worm pipefish), 1197 nucleotides long. It is a transcript of the gene gorab, whose product is annotated as golgin, rab6-interacting. Gene Ontology annotation, biological process: non-motile cilium assembly. The record is from RefSeq and is a predicted model, not a curated record. NCBI's taxonomy places the organism in Eukaryota, Metazoa, Chordata, Actinopteri, Syngnathiformes, Syngnathidae.
CAUCGGACCCUUAGCAAAAUGGCGACAGGCAGCUCAUUCUUGUGACAUUUUCUCUUUAAAGUGCAUUUAGUUGUGAUUUUUCGAACACUUUUUAUGUUAAUAUUUCAAGUAGUGUAUGUUUGAACUAAAACAAUGAGCGAAUGGGCGGGAUUUUCAGAAGACGAACUGCGAAGAAUGCAGCAUAAAGAAUCUAGGCUCGCCAACGCUCGCAAGUCGAGACCGGCCAGCCGGGGUUUGCAUCAAAGUCACCGGGAGAGAAAUUUGCACCGGGUGGCUGAUGAAAGUGCAGGGUUGUGUUCUACUGGACUACCGCCGGACCAGCAGCUCAAUAAAGUACCAAGCAGGGACGAAGCCAAGAUGGCUCCUGCAGCUCCAACUGUCAAAAAGGAAGAAAUGACACAUGACAAGUGUCGUGAAGAUGUAGUAGAGGAACCACUUCCGGAUGUGAAGGAGCUGGAUAAACAACAGAUUCAACUCCGAGACCAGGCUCGCCUGGAGCAACUGCAACAGGAACAGAAGUCGAUGGAAGAGAUGAACAAGCGCAAGAAGGCUCUGCUCACCAAAACCAUCGCUGAGAAGUCCAAACAGACUCAAGCUGAGGCUGUGAAGCUGAAGAGAAUCCAGAAGGAGCUGCAAACCCUGGAUGACAUGGUUUCUAACGACGUCUGCAUUCUGAGAGGAAGGAUCGAUGAAGCCAGCUGGGACUACGCCACCGCCAGAAAGCGCUACGAGAAGGCAGAGACGGAGUACGUGACGGCCAAGAUGGACCUCCACAAGAAGUCGGAGGUGAAGGAGCAGCUGACGGAGCAUCUCUUCGCCAUCAUCCAGCAGAACGAGCUGCGUAAAGCUCACAAGCUGGAGGAGCUCAUGCAUCAGCUGCAGGCCACCGAGGAGGAGCUGGAAAGGCAGAGGGCGGAAGACGAGAAGACAUCUGAGCCACCGAGACCUCAGGAGAACGGCGUCACGGACAAUCAGGAGACAACGGCGCAGUCUGGACCUGCACAGGAGGAACAUCAGGAGGAGGAUGGCGGCGUUAAUGUGGAGCACCGACUCCCCGACCAAACUCAGCCUGAGCAAGAUUUCCAAACAGCGCAGACGUGACUUGUGUCACUUUUAUGGACGUUUUAAGCAUACUUGUACAAACCCUGUUUCCAUAUGAGUUGGGAAAUUGUGUUAGAUGUAAAUAUAAACGGAAUA